Molecule: messenger RNA, 757 nt
Organism: Mycotypha africana
Lineage: Eukaryota; Fungi; Mucoromycota; Mucoromycetes; Mucorales; Mycotyphaceae
Exons: 1
Coding region: 251-715 (154 amino acids)
Source: RefSeq, a predicted model, not a curated record
UUAAAGCUGCUUUCAGCCAACUACAAAUUAUUGAAAGAUGAACAUAAUCAAUAUUAGAAGAUAACAAACCAAAAGGUUGAUAAGCCUUGAACCUGACAACGAACAUUGCCGGACAGAUUAUAAUGUCGGAUCGAAAGGAAACGAAACAGAGAUAGGUGAACAGUUGAACCGUUUCCUUUGCCGACCCUACAGUAGCUAUUAGAAGGGUCUGUCCCUUUUAUUCAAAAGAGCGGCAAAUAAGAGUUGAUGAAUGAUGCAAUGGUUAUGGUUCACUUGGAAAAUUAUUAGUAAAGUAAAACAAUUGGUUGUCUUGGGUCAAAUAUCACAGAAGAAGUCAAGUGUAUAUAAUUAUGCUUAUCGUCCUAUGAUAAGGUAUAUAUAUGUAUGUUCUAUUAACAUUCUAGGUUGGAAGCUGAAAUCUGAAUUCACAUAUUUCUGCGAUCGAAUGUUUGCUUCCUUGAAACGGGAUGAAGGAGAAGAUGACAGUAUCAAAAUGUAUCCAUUUAUUAUUAAGCAUCUCGCAUUUUUCUUGAGGAAUAUUGAAUUAGGAACUCAGGUCGCUGUAGGAAUUGCUAAAUUGGAAAAAAAAAACCCUGCUAAUUUCAUGCAAAAUGUUGAUCUCCUGGUUGUGGAAAAAGCCCUAACAUCACAACUGACAGACUUUUUUUUAUUUCAUUUCUCUUUUCAGGUAAGGGAUUUUGAAAGGAAUAAGUGAAUAGAGAGAUAAGAUGCCUAUGAAGUAUAAGUGAAUGAGUGU